AUGGCGCCUCAAAUUCUCACCUCGAUCUAUCCGGCUCUGCCCAAGGCAAGCUACACAAACAUCUUUGACUAUGUCAGCUCCGAGUCCGAGUCGUCGCUCGCUGACAAGGUGCAGUUCGUUCGUCAGGACGGCAAGCAGUUCACACACGGCCAGGUGGUGCGCGAAGCACGUCGCUUGGCUUGGACGCUGAGGCACAAGCUGGGUCUCCAGCCUCGCCAGCGUGUGGGUGUCAUCUCGCCAAACCACACCAUGUACCCCAUCUUUGUCUUUGCAGCAGAGGUGGCCGGUCUCGUUACUGCUCCCGUCAACCCGGCGUUGACUGUGGGAGAACUGUCCAAGUCGCUUCAGCAGGCUUCCGUCGACAUUGUCCUUGCCCACCCCUCGUGUCAGGACAACGCCCGCGCCGCUUGGGAGCAGGCCAAGGCUGCUAUGGGCCGAGGAGCUUCUUCUUCGUCGUCGUCUUCCGAGACGGCCAGCGAGGGACUGUUCAUGUUUGACGAUGCGGACGAGCUUGUCGUCGGCAAGCAGGGCGAGCCUGAUCUGCGUGCUCAGCUGACCGACAACGAGCUCGAGUCGUACCGUGUCGAGGAUCCUACCACCGAGACUGCCUUUAUCAUGUUCUCGUCUGGUACCUCGGGCUCUGCCAAGGGUGUCGAGAUCACCCACUCCAACGUCAUCCACAGUGUCAUGGCCCUCGUUGCCACUCAUGACGACUACUUUGGCCAGAAGGACGUGCAGGUCGGCUUCCUGCCCUUCUACCACAUCUUUGGUCUCAUCAAGCUCAUGCACCACCCCUUCUACCUUGGCAUGAAGAUCGUCAUCCUGCCCAAGUUCAGCCUCGACCUCUUUUGCGAAAAGAUCGAGGAGCACCAGGCCACUGCUUCGCUGGUGGUGCCACCUGUUCUGCUUCAGCUGGCAAAGAGCCCUGUGCCCGAAAAGUACAACAUGUCGAGCCUCAAGUGCGUCCAGUGCGGUGCUGCUCCUCUGUCGGCAGAGCUCUUUGAGCUGCUCGAGAAGCGCUACCCUGGUUUGGCGGUGCUCAAUGGAUACGGUCUCACCGAGUCGCUUCCUUCGGUAAUUUGCUCGGGUCCCAAGGAUUUGCCCAACUCCAAGGGUGCUGCCGGUCGUAUCGCUCCCGGUGUCGAGGUGCGCCUUGUGUCGGAGGAGGGCCACGAUGUGGGUCAGGAGCAGGGACGAGAGGGCGUUCCCGGUGAAGUCUGGCUGCGUGGCCCGACGAUCAUGAAGGGCUACUUGGACAACGAGGAGGCUACACGCGAUGCUUUUACGGCCGAUGGAUGGUUCAAGACUGGUGAUGUCGCUGUGAUGCGCAACACCGAGAUCUUCAUCGUGGAUCGCAUCAAGGACUUGAUCAAGUUCAAGGGCUUCCAGGUCUCGCCUGCGGAGCUCGAGGCGGUCAUCACGAGCCACCCAGAGGUUGCGGAUGUUGCCGUGUUUGGUGUGUGGUGCCCCGCUCAGAUGACCGAGGUACCGCGCGCCUGCAUUGUACCGAGGGAUCUGGAGCUGCUCAACAAGCCAGACGAGUGCAUGGAGCUCGAGAAGCGCGUGCGUUCGCACAUGGAGAAGCUCGUUGCAGCGCACAAGAAGAUCCGCGGCGGCAUCGAGUGGGUGGCUACCGUCCCCAAGUCUCCCUCGGGCAAGAUCUUGAGGAGGCUGCUGCGCGACGAGGCGGCGCGAGCUGCUGCUAAGGCGGACGAGAAGAACCAGCUGCGUUCGACGUUGGUGACGACGCUUUCGGCGGUCAAUGCCGGUGGUAGCAAGGACGAGGACGAGGCGAGGGAUAGCAGUAUCUUUUCGCCCAUCUCGCCCGUUGCUGCUGCGUGA
Messenger RNA from Sporisorium graminicola, 1842 nucleotides. RefSeq lists its product as uncharacterized. The transcript is spliced from 2 exons. Bases 1 to 1842 code for a protein of 613 amino acids. Gene Ontology annotation, molecular function: CoA-ligase activity. Gene Ontology annotation, biological process: secondary metabolic process. Lineage: Eukaryota; Fungi; Basidiomycota; Ustilaginomycetes; Ustilaginales; Ustilaginaceae. The record is from RefSeq and is a predicted model, not a curated record.